ACGACGAAAAAGGGGAAGAGCAAGCAAGCGAGCGGAGACCAACCAAAUCUUUGUCCGUUCUCUCGCCGCGUCGAGGAGGAGAGGAGCUCGCACCGCCAGCGCCACCGCGCGCGCCUCACCCCGGCCCCAUGACGAGCGCUUCCGAGCUGUUCACCGCCCGCCGCGCCCGCGCGGUCCGCCUCUCCGACCCCGACCCCGAACCGGAUCCGCCCGCCGACGCGCUCCGUGACCUGCAAGGCAUCGCCGCCGAUCGCCGCGGCCGCCGCCGGGGGUGUCGCCCGCGCCGCCAGCUCGACGCCGCCGGGGACGCGCGCCAGCACCUGCACACCGGGGCCCCGCCCUCGCGCCGCCGUGCGUCGUACACCGAUCGUGUCUUAUCAUACAUAGACAAUAGCAACAUUGGGGAUUAUGCAGCUAGGAGGAACCGACUUGAUAGGCUGAUGUUCAGAACAAAUGAGCGGCUUCCAGGUGCUGUACUGCAAGCACAAGCACGUGUUCUAGAGAGACUGAGAGGCAUUUCUAUUGGUUCAUCUGUGUCAAGGCCAUCUAUCACAUUGGAUGAAUUUUCAGCUACUGACGUGUUUAGGAUCAUUGACUUUGGGAAUAGGGAAGCCCCAUAUGAUGCAAAUAGGCCCAGCUCAUCAUUGGCCCAUCCAAGUAGCGAGUCGGAUGAAGAAGUUUCAUCCAUUGGCACCAGUUCCUUGAAAAAGUCACGUGGGCUUAGCAAGGCAGCGUUCCUUCGGCUACAAAUAGAAAUUUUUGAGGCAAGCAAGGAUGACAACAGGGAGGCAUCACCAGAAUGCUCGAUUUGCCUUGAUGGAUUCUAUGAUGGAGAUGAGCUGAUAAAGCUGCGCUGUGGACACAGGUUUCACUCUAAUUGCUUGGAGCCGUGGGUACGGAAAUGUGCUGAUUGCCCGUAUUGUCGAACAAACAUACAGUCAAGGUCCUGAUGACAAACCUUAGUUCUGUGUUGCCACUUUCAUUAAAACUGUAAUUAUCAGGCAACAUGUAAUGUUGUGAUUCAGUGCUGUGUUCAUGCCCGCCACUCGGAGUUGUAUGACAUCACUCUGUUAAAUAUCAUUUUUGGCACUGGAGGCUAAGAAUUGUGUGCAAUGACUGAUAGUAUAUAGUAGCACUUCUUGCUGUAAGUCCUAUGAGAAACUGACAUAACCAAUGUUGCUUCUGUUGGUAUGAAUUGCCGAGUAUGCUUCGAAACCCUGUUGCAGGGCAGCAGCAUGAGCUUUAUUAUAUUUUACUGGGUUAUCUGGAUUGCAAGUAACAGAACCCAGAACAAGAAGAAUAACUAGACCUUUAUUAUUUUACUAUAGCUUAUCUGGUGUGCUUUCUGAGUAAUGUUCUAGUUAUUCUUCUUGUUCU
Oryza brachyantha (malo sina) is the source of this 1377-nucleotide messenger RNA. RefSeq names its product probable E3 ubiquitin-protein ligase RHY1A. NCBI's taxonomy places the organism in Eukaryota, Viridiplantae, Streptophyta, Magnoliopsida, Poales, Poaceae. The record is from RefSeq and is a predicted model, not a curated record. Bases 129 to 950 code for a protein of 273 amino acids. The transcript is spliced from 2 exons.